GAAUUUUCAACGUAGAAAUGCGGUUGUUGCUGCUCCUUUCAUUUUUUAUAUUUUCCGUUGGCGGAGGUAAUGGCUGUCAGGUGACGAGCUCCUCCACAGAGACUACCAAGGACUGGUGGGAAACGGCCCAGUUCUAUCAGAUUUAUCCUCGCUCGUUCAAAGACUCGGACGGAGAUGGAAUCGGCGACUUGAAUGGCAUAACUAGUAAGCUAGAGUAUCUCAAGGAUCUGGGAGUAACCGCGGCCUGGUUAUCGCCCAUUUUUACUUCUCCCAUGGUGGACUUUGGCUAUGAUAUUUCCGACUUUUUCGAUAUUCAACCGGAGUAUGGAACUCUGGAUGAUUUUCGCGCCCUAAUAAAAAAAGCCAAGGAACUCGAUCUCAAAAUAAUUUUGGACUUUGUGCCCAACCACUCAAGCAAUGAGAGCUCUUGGUUCAAGAAGUCCGUAAAAAGGGAAAAGGGCUACGAGGACUACUAUGUUUGGCACGAUGGCAAGAUAAAUGCCACCACUGGCGAAAGGGAACCUCCUACCAACUGGCUACAGUAUUUCCGAGGCAGUGCCUGGGAGUGGAAUGAGGAGCGCCAGCAGUACUACCUUCAUCAGUUUGCUGUGCAGCAGCCAGACCUAAACUAUCGUAAUCCCUUGGUGGUGGACCAAAUGAAACGAGUGCUCCGGUAUUGGCUAAACGAAGGAGUUUCAGGAUUCAGAUGCGAUGCUCUACCCCCACUAUUUGAGGUGCUGCCUGAUGCCGAUGGCCAGUUUCCUGAUGAGGUUGUGACCGGCGCCACCGAUGAUCCUGAUGAUCGCGACUACCUAACCACAACCUACAUCGAAAAUCAGCCUGAAACUAUUGACAUGGUUUAUCAGUGGCGCACUGUCCUGGACGAUCACAAGCGUAUAUUCGGUGGAAACAGCAGUGUCUUACUUAUAGAGACAUACUCAGCCGCCUGGUUCAGCAUGCAGUUCUACGGCAAUCGGACCACUGAGGGAGCCCACCUGCCCUUCAACUUCAAUCUAAUCACGGUGAUGGAGCAAAAGGGCUUGAGUGCCAGUCACGUUCAGGAGGCCAUAGAUCUGUGGUUAAAUAAUAUGCCAGCUGGAAGGACGGCCAAUUGGGUGAUAGGAAACCAUGACAAGAGAAGAGCGGCCAGCCGGUAUGGAGUGGAGCACAUCGACGCCAUGAACAUGCUGGUAAUGGUUCUUCCUGGUGCCAGUGUCACCUACCAGGGCGAAGAGAUUGGCAUGACCGACGGGGAAAUCAGUUGGGAGGACACUGUGGAUCCCUGGGGCUGUAAUUCCAAUGCAGACAUUUACGAGAAUUACACCAGGGACCCGGAAAGAACGCCAUUUCAGUGGACGGCGGGCAGCAAUGCCGGAUUCACAGAUGGACCUUCCACUUGGCUGCCUCUCGCUGAUGGCUAUGAGACCGUAAAUGUGGAAACGGAAUCAUCCGCAGACCGUUCCCAUCUCAAGAUUUACAAAUCGUUGGUGGCUCUGCGAAAAUCAUCAAAGACCCUUCAGAAUGGAUCUACCAAAUAUGGGGUUGUAGAGGAGGAUGUUUUGGUUAUACGACGAUCACUUACCAACUCACCUACCUUAGUGGCCUUAAUUAAUUUUGGAACGGAAACCAAAACAGUCGAUGUAAGCCAGUUUGACAAGAAUCUUACAGCCAAACUGAAGUUGCUGAUACGCAGUCUGGACUCCACCAAGACGGAAGGCACUGAGUACGAUCCUCUCUCCUUAAGCAUCGAGCCUGCGGAGGCCUUGCUUCUUACCACCGAAUAAAAGUCAAUUCUUAAACAGGAAGUUGGUUUUGGAUUCUUUGAUAAUCGUCUUGCUUUAUUCGUAAAUACAAACAUACAUAUAUGCAGCCAAAUAACAUUUAGCAUAUUGUUGUCAAUAUUAUUAAUAGCUAUAAAUCGAGUAACUUAUUUGAGAGACAUUCAAAUCUUGGAUGUUCCAUGGGGGUCUCAAUAACACACACAUAGAAAACGAAUACAUUUCGCUAAUAUUUAAAGGAACCCCAUGACUUGGCUAGACAUGAUUCACAUUUCUUAAGUACUUUAACAAAUAUUUAACUACGCGUAUUGGAGAUAGCACAUUUCGAGUGGAAAGUUGCACACAAUUAACAUUAAUUUGUAUUCACAUCAAAGUAUAUAACUAUAAGUAGAGUUAUGAUCCUGUAUGUACACCUUAGAUGGACAACAAUUAAAUCUACCAUGUUGAUGGGCUCAAACAACACAAUAAAUGCAAUUGUAAUUGUUCUAA
Drosophila bipectinata is the source of this 2267-nucleotide messenger RNA. It is a transcript of the gene Mal-A8, whose product is annotated as Maltase A8. Gene Ontology annotation, biological process: carbohydrate metabolic process. NCBI's taxonomy places the organism in Eukaryota, Metazoa, Arthropoda, Insecta, Diptera, Drosophilidae. The record is from RefSeq and is a predicted model, not a curated record.